AUGGUGACCAGAGUGUUCACAAAAGUGUUCACAGCAGUAGUGGCCCAGAUGAGAUGCCAUGGGUUUAUGGCAGUCCUGUAUCUGGAUGACUGGCUCCUGGUGGGACAAUCUUUCCCAGAAGUUGUCUCAGCAAGCAGGGAGAGAAUAAAUCUGAAAGCCCAGAGCUGGCUGCUGGAAAUAGGAAGCAGCAGAAGUAACUCAGUCCGAGCUUCAGGGAGGAGAGUGAGAGGCAGGGGGGGGGGGGUGUUCUUCUGUUUCUCUUUUGGACUGGUGGAGCUGGUCACACAUUCAAGAAAUCAUGAAUACGAAGAUGGCUCUUUCCCCACCUCACAACUGCCUAUUUCUGGCAUAUCUACAUACCCUGAGUGGUCUCCUGUAUCACAGGAGGAUUGGGAGACAGAGAAACUCCAGGAGGAAACCCCAGACCAUCUUUCAAGCACUGUAACUUCACAUCAACGAGAGACAGAUGAUUCAGAAGCAGGAAAACCACAGUCUAGAAAUGGGAACUGGUGUUCCUUCGUGAAGACCCAGCUGGUCACAUACGCUGCUGCCUGCAAGAAAGAAAAAUAUGUGAUUAAAUCACAACAACCUUGUUCAAAUGGAGCCCCCGACUGCCAGAAAAUCAUGUAUAGGGCAACUUUGAAGCCCGUGUACCAUGUGAAGCAGAAGCUUUUAAACUCUUUGCACUGGAAAUGCUGCCCUGGUUAUACUGGCAAGAACUGUGAAGACCAUGUGCUUGCUAACCAUACAGAAGGACUGGAAGAUGGAGAAGAGGUCUCAAACGAAAUGGUGCAAUCACUGCAGGGCGAAGAAAUUAUGAAAACCAUUCAGAAUCAUGAGGCACUUCUGGAAGAUCUUCAGAAUGAUAUCCACCAAGCAGCCGGAGAUUUGAAGAAACUAUUUGAAAACAACCUUACCACUGUGACAUCAAAAAUGAGCCAAAAUAAAUCUGAACUGCCUGAAAGGCUCCUUCAGCAAAUGCUGUUUCCCCAUAUGGAGAGUUUUCUAAGAGAUCAUUUUAACCCAAUGUGGGCAAGCUUCAAUAAAAGCUUACAUAACCUUUCCAGCAUGAUAAGGAACUUGUCCAAGGAUGUGGAAUCCAAUAAAAAAAGCAUAGAAAAAUUCCAAGAAAGCACUGUGCCCAAGAAGGAAUUCCAGGAGCUAGGAACUAAGUUUGAAUCAAAAGUUCAAGAAAAUGUAGUGAGAUUGGACCAGCUGAAGAGAGAAAUAGGCAAUCAUCUACACCUACAACAGGCUACCAUUCACUACAAUCUCACCAUGAACAAGGCUGACACUGAUAUGAAACUCAAGAGGUAUCAUAAGAUACAGCAGUCCCAUUUGUUAGCUUUGAACAAUAGCAUGGCAGACAUGAAACAAGAGCAAGAAAACCUUGAAGAUGAACUUGAGACUUUGAAUAGAAACUUAACAGAACUCUCUUUAUACUAUGACAACAAAGAUGAAGCUACCUGGCUAUCCAUAAGGCAACUCAAUGAGACUCUGAUAGGGCAUGCAAAGCAGCUUGAAGAAUUAUACAAGGAAUCAGAUGAGGCCUUUGAGGAUAUUACUAAUUUAGAAAAAUGGGUUAAGGACUUAAAAGCCAAGUCAAAGCAUGAAGCAGAGGAGUUCAGAGUGUCUUUAAUGGAGAAAUCACUUAUUAUAGAAGAGAACAAAGCAGCUCUGGAAAGGCAGAUAUUGGAGCUCAACUAUACCCUCUCAAAUCUUCAAGAAAGCCACUGGGAUCUCGUUAAGUACAUGAGAGACUGCAAUUGUCAUAAAGUAUCUUCUGACAUGGACAUACCAGAAGAAGAUAAAAAGAAUAUCACCCGUUCUCCAGAGGACAUCCAGCUAAUCUCAAAGGAAGUGCAACACCUACAGAUGGCUUUCAAGGAUCUCUUGAGGAGUGAAAUUGAAGAGCUGUCCAGGGCUUUUCAUUCUACCCACCAGUCUCUUGGUUACCAACAAGAACAAAGCAGAGAAUUGAUGGACAACUUGUCUCUUCUUAAAUCCCAGAUUAAGAUUUUGUCAGAAGAUACUGGGUUCCUGAAGAAGAAAUAUGAGGAAAUUAAUGGUCACAUCAAGUAUCUCAAUAGCUCUUUCAAUUCUCUUUUGGAAGAUGCAAUGCGGCAUGAAACAGCAUUAGAGGCUUUGUUGGGAGCAGAGAUUAUGGAGGUCUUGUCUGAAGAAAACCCUAGUAUCCUAAUAUCAUCAGUAGCUCAACUGCAAGACAUUCUCAGACACACCUCAGAUAAAGUCAGAGAGCAAAAUGUGACUUUAGAAUCCCUUAAAAAGAGAUUCAGUUUCCUGGAGAUGGGUCGUGAGAGUCACCAUGAUGCUCAGAAUGUUCCCAAAUACCCUGAACAUAAAAAGCAAACACACACGCUGGAGGAAGUCAGGCGCCCACACAGCAAUGUAGAACACAUGGAGCCUAACCAUGAGGCUUCCAGGGAUGACUCUGUAGAUAAUCCAGCAUAUAAUGAUAUCAUGACACUAAAAAAAGAGAUUAAAUGGUUAAGUAUGGAGAUCAGCAGACAUCAGUCAUGGAGGGAUGAUAGCAAGCACUGCUGCAAUCAUACCAUGGUAAAUCUAGUGGAACCACUCAGCAUUUCAGUGCAGAUUCUAAGGGAAGACUUAGCGAACACCAAGCAGAGUUUUGAAGAUCAUCUACAGAUUUUUCAGAAACUGUUUGGAAGUAAUGAAGAAUUAGCUGCCUCAAACAUAACUCUGGAUAUUGCAAAGAUUCAGUCACUGAUGACUAAAAAGAUGAGGAGGCAGCAAAAAGGUCACGAGAAGCAAAAAAGGAGAGACAAGAAACAGAAAGAGGAGAGCAGAGAACACAUGCAAACUAUAAAUGGAAGAAAUAAAACAGAGGCUGAGCUUUUGGGAAAAGAUUCUUCAGUGGCAUUCUACGUUGGAUUAUCCGAAGAAUGGGAUGAAGUAAAAGCACUGAAAUUUAAUGAAACGUACCUUAAUUAUGGAAAAAGCUAUUUCCCUGAACAGGGCUAUUUCAAAGCUCCUCAUAAUGGUGUCUACAUGUUUGUCAUCAACAUGAAGUUUAGCCCAGGAUAUGCACUAGGGCAGCUGGUUUUUAGCCACGGGAACAGAAUGACUCUUUCAAGUAGCCAGAAAGAAUCGACUGGAAGUUCUGUGACCACUUUCGCUUUAGCAGAGAUGAAGAAGGGGGAAAAAGUGUGGUUUGAACUGCUUCAGGGCUCUAUAGUGAAACAGAGCUACCCUGGAACAACAAUGGGUGGAUUUCUAAUAUUUAAAACUUGAAGUGUACCACUGUUCAUUAGACAGCAUUUUUUCAGAUACAGUGGACCAUCCAUUACUGCCUGAUCUGAGAUUUAUUUGUAUGUACAUUUUGUGCAGCUCUAGCAUAGCACAGCCUUAUAUUUACUUUCAGGUUUCUUUCUAGACACAUUUGGGCUUUGAUUACAAAGCAUCGUAUAGAAUUUACAAAAAUGGGAUUUUAUUAAAGUUCUUCUGUGACACAGAUUAAUGCUUUAAAUGCAGUAUUUUAACCCAACAUUUCCAAACAUUUUCAUUGUGUGGAUUAGAUCUUAAUAAUAUCUUAAGUAUACUAGCAGUCCCACCUCCUCCCUGUCACAGAAUAACUUCCCUGUGGCAGCUCUAGCAAUUAAUUACGCCGAAAAGCUGUUAGUAAUGAAUAUAGUUUUAAUUACUCUUGAUGCAUUCUAACAACUGGAGAGGACAAGUCCAUAGCUAGAUCAUCCAACACAGUCUUAGAAUGCUUUGGAGACUUUUUUUUAUUUUAAAGCUACUGGAGGGAAAAGCUAUCCUAGAUUUGAUUAUAACAAAUUGGUAGGGAACUGGUUGAGAAUUUGAAAGAAGGCAGCUUAGGUGAAAGUGAUCACAAAAAUCACAGAGUUCAUGAUUCUAAGGGAUAGUGGAAGGAAGAAGAGCAAAAUAAAGACCAUGGAUUUUAGGCAGACUUUACUAAACUCAGAGAGCUGACUGGUAAGUUCCCAUGGGAAGUAAGACUAAGAGGAAAAACAACUGAAGACAGUAGUUUUUUCAAAGGGACAUUAUUAAGGGCCCAAGAACAAACCAUUAUACUGCGUAGGAAAGAUUGGAAGUAUUGCAAGAGACCACUUAGGCUUAACCAGAAGAUUUUAAAUGGAAAGUAAGUCAAAGUACAAAGGAUGAAUAUAAGCAAACAACAAGUAGUAUGUUGAGGGAAAUUAGAAAGGCAAAGGCAAAAAGCAACUCAAUCUAGCUAGAGACAAAAAGGGUAAUAAGAAAACAUUCUACAGAUAUAUUAGAAGAGGAAGACCAAGGACAGGGUAGACCCAUUUCUCAUUCAAGAGGGAGAAACAGUAACAAAAUGUGGAAAUGGCAGAAGUGCUUAAUGACUUAUGUUUUGAUUUUCACCAAGAAGUUUGAUGAUGAAGGGAUGCCUAACAUAGUGAAUGCUAGUGGAAGUGUGGUAAGGUUAGAAGUUAAAAAAGGAAAAGAACAAGUUUAAAAUAAGAAAAGUUAGAUGUCUUCAAGUCACCAGGGCCUGAUGAAAUGCAUCCUAGAAUACUCAAGGAGGUAUCUGAGCCAUUAGCUAUCAUCUUUGAAAAGUCAUGGAGGUCGGGAGACAUUACCGAAGACUGGAAAAGAGCAAAGAAGUGCCUAUCUAUAAAAAGAGAAAUGAGAACAACCCAGGAAACUACAGACCAGUCAGUUUAACUUCUGUGCCAGGGAAGAUAAGAGAGCAAAUAAUUAAGAAACCAUUUGCAAAUAUCUGUAAGAUAAGAAGAUGGUAAUUAAAGCCAGCAUGGAUUUGUAAAGAACAAAUCAUGUCAAACCAAGCUUUCUCUGAUAACAAGUCUUGUGGAUAAGAUAGAAGUGGUAGAUGCGGUACACCUAGACUUAAGUAAAGCAUUUGAAACAGUCUCAUAUGACCUUAUCAAACUAGGGAAACACAUUUUAGAUGUGGCUACUAUAAAGUGGGUGCAUAACUGGCUGAA
This is a messenger RNA of Pelodiscus sinensis (Chinese soft-shelled turtle), 4976 nucleotides long. RefSeq names its product multimerin 2 (gene MMRN2). The record is from RefSeq and is a predicted model, not a curated record. Gene Ontology annotation, biological process: negative regulation of cell migration involved in sprouting angiogenesis; negative regulation of vascular endothelial growth factor receptor signaling pathway. Gene Ontology annotation, molecular function: protein binding. Lineage: Eukaryota; Metazoa; Chordata; Testudines; Trionychidae.